AUGUGGAAUCUCUCCAGCGGAGACCAUGGAACUGAAUGUUGUAACUGCUCCAUUUCACAGAUUAUCUUUUACGAGGACAGGAAUUUUCAAGGUCGUAGUUAUGAGUGCAGUAAUGACUGCACAGACCUUCACUCUUACUUCAGCCGGUGUAACUCAAUUCGGGUGGAGAGUGGAUGUUUCAUGAUCUAUGAGCGCCCAAAUUAUAUGGGUCACCAGUACUUCAUAAAAAGGGGUGAAUAUCCUGACUACCAAAGAUGGAUGGGUUUUAGUAGCUGUAUCCGAUCCUGCCGUGUCAUUCCAGCAUACAGGGGUUCAUACCGGAUGAGGAUCUAUGAAAAGCCUGAUUUCAGUGGUCACAUGAUGGAGUUUAUGGAUGACUGCCCAUGUGUGUCUGACCGUUUUCACCACCGCCAUGUUUACUCCUGUAAUGUAAUGAAUGGUUACUGGAUCUUCUUCGAGUAUCCAAACUACAGGGGCAGGCAGUACUUCCUGAGGCCUGGGGAGUACCGGAGAUAUCGGGACUGGUGUGCCACCUGUGCCAUCGUGGGCUCUUUCAGACGGGUCACUGAAUUUUAG
Chanos chanos (milkfish) is the source of this 576-nucleotide messenger RNA. Its product is annotated as gamma-crystallin M2-like. The transcript is spliced from 3 exons. Gene Ontology annotation, molecular function: structural constituent of eye lens. The record is from RefSeq and is a predicted model, not a curated record. Gene Ontology annotation, biological process: lens development in camera-type eye; visual perception. Bases 1 to 576 code for a protein of 191 amino acids. Lineage: Eukaryota; Metazoa; Chordata; Actinopteri; Gonorynchiformes; Chanidae.